Suillus plorans is the source of this 747-nucleotide messenger RNA. RefSeq lists its product as uncharacterized. The record is from RefSeq and is a predicted model, not a curated record. Bases 1 to 747 code for a protein of 248 amino acids. The transcript is spliced from 4 exons. NCBI's taxonomy places the organism in Eukaryota, Fungi, Basidiomycota, Agaricomycetes, Boletales, Suillaceae.
AUGCUUACUGCGUCUCCCUCUCCCUCUCCCAAACCUGAGGAGCACCUGCAAGACGGUGGCGACGUGUCUGUUGAUGGCGCCACUCUCGACGACACGGCUCCGAAGGAGCCACAGGAAUCUGACGCGGACCACGUUGAGCGAGCAUGGGGUACAGUUUUGAAUACGAUGCAUGUGUGCGUCAAGACGUCGCCUCCCCCCAAGCCUGAGCUCUUGGAGGAGCAAGAGUCGUGGCUCUGUGACUGGAAUGUCGCAAUGGCAGAUAUGACCGCCAUAUAUGAGCGGGCGCGUGCCAUCGCGCUGCAUGUGUCCUUAAAUGAUUUGGAUGCGGUAACAUUGGCCAAAGGUAAGACUACCGCAAGGAUGCUUACUAAGGCUGUGCGAUCCUGGAAGGAAAAGGCAGAGAAGACUGCCGUGACUGCGUGUCCUGCGCGCGCUGAGAAGGGGAAGGCGAAGGAAGUCGCUGUGACUGUAGAGGCGAAGGAAAAAGUGACGGAGAAGGCGGAGGCGGCUGUAGUGACUGAUAUGGGGCGACCACGUCUUGGUGGUCGCAUGACCAUUGACUCGGCUUUAAAGCUGGCUGAAGAGUGCGUGCAUUGUGCCACGUCCAGCGCCAAAUGUGUCGUUAUGGAUUCUAAUGCAAGGUGCAACCCUUGCAUGAAGACCAGGAAAGGUUGCUCAUUUGUCACCUCAAAGACCAAGGAACGCGCGCUGGCUGCGCCUAAGCUCAAGAUUCCGCCUGUUGCGUGA